Messenger RNA from Mugil cephalus (flathead mullet), 3591 nucleotides. RefSeq names its product GLIS family zinc finger 3 (gene glis3). Bases 430 to 2874 code for a protein of 814 amino acids. Lineage: Eukaryota; Metazoa; Chordata; Actinopteri; Mugiliformes; Mugilidae. Gene Ontology annotation, biological process: regulation of transcription by RNA polymerase II. Gene Ontology annotation, molecular function: DNA-binding transcription factor activity, RNA polymerase II-specific; RNA polymerase II cis-regulatory region sequence-specific DNA binding. Gene Ontology annotation, cellular component: nucleus. The record is from RefSeq and is a predicted model, not a curated record. The transcript is spliced from 10 exons.
GACUUAAUGAUUUACUCGUAAGUUCUGCUCAGUUUGAAAUGACGUCGCUCGCUCGAAGCAGUGUCAAGGGCAAAAGUGUAAUCGCCAAGGAAAAGAAAAGAAGUUCCUGGAAACGGUGCGCGAGCUGGGACGCGGCGGCUCAAACCGCGGAGAUUCCUCCGAGGCUCGACUUCUCCGCUCGGUGCGCACUGAUCUCAAACUCGGGAGUGAAAACGCGACAGCUGAUCACCAUACCUAGAUUACUCCGAGUCACAGCCCCGCGGACUUGAGGAGCCACUCAUCCUGUCAUGUCACCUAGAGGAAAGUGUCUGCGACAGCAACAGUAGGUUUAAGCCUUGGACUACAAAUUUCUGUAUGAAUUAAACUUUGCAAAGCGCAACUACUUUGAUCACCCUCCUUGACACCACUUCUGGGGAGUCUGCGUCAGCCAUGAGUGGGAAAGGUUGUCAGCUCCUGUCUCCUUGCAGCAUGCCCCCGUCACUGAGCAUAAUGAGAGGGCACCAGCCCCAGUCUAUCAGGAUGUCUUCCCCGCAACGGACCAACUUUAGUCCUUCCUCAGGGAGAAUGGAGAAGGUAAAAAGAGGGGCCGUGCGUUCCUUAACCUCCGGGAAACAGAGCGGAAGUCACGUUGUCCUGCCAAACCUGAACCUCCGCCGACAGGUGUUGAUUAAUGGAAAACAUCAGACUUCACCGACUGCAUCCCCACACCAGCAACCGCCUGCUUAUCACCCUCAGAAUCCAACGGGGGCGACUGCCGCACAGACAAGACUCUGCUCUUCUAAUAAAAGCUUCAAAGAUUGCUCUGUGCCUGGGCUGCCCAUGGAUGUAUUUGGUCAGGCAGCUGCUGUUAAUCUAAAAGUGACCAGUAAUCCCGUGAGCUUUGUCACAUGUCAGCCAUACACCACAGGACCUUCAGCGGCUCAUCCUCCAUCACAGUCUUACAGCGUGCCCAUUCCGCACACCGAUGCCAGAUCCUUACUUUCCAGAGAAUCCCUGGCAUCCACUACCCUCAGUCUGUUUGAAACGCAGUCAAUGUUUAGUGGCAGACACGAGUGGCCAUAUGGUUACCGUGUGCUUCCUCCCCUGGGACUACCUCAGUGCUCUGCCCAGGCCAGCGAGGGUGGUGAACAGAUCAGCAUUUCCCCUGGCACGGCCAUGUCGGGCACGACCAUAUCAGGCGGCACGAGCACCUCCGCCUCCCUGCCCUCGUACCUCUUUGCAGGGGAGGCCGGAAGCCCGAGACAGUCUCGCGCUAAGAAGAGGGCCCUCUCCAUGUCGCCUCUGUCGGACGUCAUGGGCACUGACUUCAACUCCAUCAUACGCACCUCGCCUACCUCACUCGUGGCGUAUAUCAAUGGCUCCCGCAGCUCUCCGGCCUCCCACGCCACGCUCUCGCCUGUUCAGUCGGACAGUUACGGUCACUUGCUGGGGGUGCGAGGCCGCUGCAUCCCCCAGACCCACCCCAGCAACGCGCCAGGUCCUUCACAGGCUCUGGCCCCACAAUCGGAGUGUGACCGUAUGCAGAUGCUUGAAGAGGGAGGGGGUCUUGAGGGCCAGAUGGCUAACAUGGUGGUGGAGCAGCAGUGCCUCCCAGAUGAAGGAGGGUCGCCGGAAAAAAAUUCACACAGGCACAGCCAAACAACCAACAAUACGCUUCCACGCCUACAAUUAGAGCCAGCUCUGCUGACCACAGUCCAAGAAGCUGCCAUUCCACAGGGGCCUCCGCCACCCUACCACUCACACCAGCACACCCACAUCUCCAGGCAUCAUAGCAAAAUAAAGACCCCUUCUAACGACCCCGCCACAAAAGCUCUCAUGGUUCCUCCCAGGCACGGGGUCAGCUUUUUACCCCAAAUCCCAAUGCUGGAGGAAGAAGAAGGAGAGUUUGAGGACUAUGGGACCCACUGCUGCAGGUGGUUGGACUGCAGUGCAGUCUAUGACCAAAAGGAGGAGCUGGUAAGGCACAUAGAAAAGCUACAUGUGGACCAACGGAAAGCCGAGGAUUUUACUUGUUACUGGAUGGGCUGUCCGCGCAACUUCAAGCCCUUCAACGCCCGAUACAAGCUUCUCAUCCACAUGAGGGUCCAUUCGGGAGAGAAACCCAACAAGUGUUCGUUCGAGGGCUGCAAGAAGGCUUUCUCCCGGCUGGAGAAUCUAAAGAUCCACCUGCGCAGCCACACGGGGGAGAAGCCCUAUCUCUGUCAGCACCCGGGAUGCCACAAGGCCUUCAGCAACUCCAGUGACAGAGCUAAGCACCAGCGCACACACCUGGACACUAAGCCGUACGCGUGCCAGGUGCCCGGCUGUGCAAAGCGCUACACCGAUCCCAGCUCGUUGAGGAAACACAUGAAGUCCCACUCAACUAAAGAGCGACAGUUGCGGAAGAAGAUUAAGUCCGCGGCUGAUGUGACCCAAGAGACGCUCACAGACUGUUUGACCAUCCACCCUCUGCAGCCGAGUCUUUCUCCUCUGGCAAGGCUAGACAACAACUUGAUCCCGUCCCCUGGUGCUUCCCAUGACUCAUACUCCGCUGCUCCACAGGGACAAGACUCCUACAGCGGUCCUCACCUGGCUCUGUUGUUCUCCUUACAGGAAAAUUGCAGGGUUGUUGAUCCUUCCCCUCACCAGCUCUUCCCGGGGGACCAGUGUGGGCCUUGCUCCUCCACCUGCCUCCCGCGUCCUCCCAAUGGGACAUCCCUGCAGAACAACUGUGAUCUGAAGCAGCCUCUUGAUUUGGUUGAUCACAGCCCAGGUUUUGGCGUCCACGUUCAAGCCGAGCACGCGGCUGCUAAUCAAGAACUGCACGGAGGAGAUUUCUUCAACGUGGUGGACCACUGUACGAGCCAGGUCUCCUGCAUCUACACGGAGGGAUGAUGAUGAUGCUCUCCCCUCGUGGGCGUCUUUCUUUGCACUAUUUUGCCUCCCCGUUCCAUUUCGUAAAUCAAAUGUUUAACAAGAAGAACACAUAUGGCCCCGCGACCUGAUAGCAGCUUUGUUUAACAAAAUAAAAGGGUAUUAGGCUGCAGAAAAAUCUACUACUCCCUGGGCUGAAACGAAUAAAAUUGAGGAACUGACUCUUAAACCCUUCAACUAAAUCUCUGUUAAUGUGCUAUCUGACUCGACACCGUGGCUUCUGUCCCUAUAAUCAAUGUACAGUAAUGACUGCGCCAGCAGGAUUUUCCAUGUUUACUUCCUCAGUUUUUUUAUACAGAUUGUGUGUAGCAUGUUUUAAGUACUUCAAGUAGUUUCUGGUGGUUUUGCACAAUAUUCAUCACUGCAAUCAAUAUGCAAGGGAUCAUUUAUUAAGGUUUUUCUUAGAACCAUGGCUUUGUAACUAUAGUAACAAGACAGCCUUACCAUUUCACUGUAAUGUCCAUACGCAUAACCUGUUGUUUGACUAUAGUAAUGUGUCGAGUGCUCCUGUGCUUUAAUCAUGUGGUGUGUUAAUGUUUUUUUUUUUAUACUGCUAAUUAACUACACUACACAACAUAGUUGCAUCUUUCUAAAAAUAUAGUACGACCCUGUACAUUUGUGAACCUCGUUUCCUUUUCAGUGCGUCUUACUCAGUGAGAAAAUGAACUUCUAAAUGUG